This is a messenger RNA of Bactrocera dorsalis (oriental fruit fly), 547 nucleotides long. RefSeq lists its product as uncharacterized. The transcript has 2 exons. Bases 1 to 408 code for a protein of 135 amino acids. The record is from RefSeq and is a predicted model, not a curated record. NCBI's taxonomy places the organism in Eukaryota, Metazoa, Arthropoda, Insecta, Diptera, Tephritidae.
AUGAAAAGCAAAAUGCGCUAUUUAAAAGGAAUAUAUAUGGAGGCCGUGAAAUGGCGUAGUCAAACAGGAGCUGGAUUAAUUGAAAAUGGAGAAGAAGAAAGCGUCAAGGACUACAUUCAAAAUAUUUGUCCCUUCUUCGAAAUACUGGACGAGAUUUUUGGGCUCAGAAAGGGCGUGAACCCUACGGUUAUAAUUGAAAGUAGCAAUAUAGAUUUCCUCUAUGAAGACAGCGAGGAGGUUUUUUUAUUUGAUAAUGUUGGUGAUAUUUCAAAUAGUUGCUCGAGUUCACGUAUAUCAGCCAGUACUCCUAUUCCGCCCGACACUCCACAGCCAGACGUUCAUUUAUCACUGGAAUUAUCAUCGAACAAUGCAAGCAGCUUCAACGGCGACUCAGAGAUUGAGAAUUAAAAAAAAAGAAUGACAUCGAAACACAGCCUAAAGAAAAAGCAAAAUCCAAAUGCAAGCUCUGCCGGCGUAUUACAAGGAAUGCUUGAAGCAAAAUUGGACAUGGAGAAGCAAAAAUUUGACUGGAUGAAAAAAACAGGAA